Alnus glutinosa is the source of this 1365-nucleotide messenger RNA. RefSeq names its product probable diphthine methyl ester synthase. The record is from RefSeq and is a predicted model, not a curated record. The coding region runs from base 377 to 1234 and encodes 285 amino acids. Lineage: Eukaryota; Viridiplantae; Streptophyta; Magnoliopsida; Fagales; Betulaceae. Gene Ontology annotation, molecular function: diphthine synthase activity. Gene Ontology annotation, biological process: protein histidyl modification to diphthamide. The transcript is spliced from 8 exons.
GAAUCUCAGUUUCUCGGCGAGGGAAGGGAUUUAUGGAAAUGGGGUUUUGACUCUACUCGCACUCGCAGGCUUUACGCAGAACCCACGAGAUCAAGGAGUGAAGAACACCAGUAUACAUACAUACGCUUGCAACAAAUCGUACGCCGGAUUGAUAGAGAAAGAGAUUGAGAGAGACCUGCUCGGUUGUUAACCAUUUAGCUGUUGCUGCAGAGGUGAAGAGAAGCAAUAGCAUUCCUAGUGAGCUCGACAAAGCCCACUUUUAGCCAAAUUUUGGCUAGUCAAAGCUCUCUCUGUCCGCUCCUCUAGUUCUCUGCAACUCACUCAGCCAACGGUCGUCAGGAGGAGGAAGAUUGAGAUUGGCAUUGGAGGAAGAGAGAUGCUGUACAUAGUGGGUCUGGGACUGGGCAAUGAGAAGGACAUCACUCUCAGAGGUUUAGAAGCAGUGAAGAAAUGCGGAAAGGUCUACAUAGAGGCCUACACUUCUCUCCUCUCUUUUGGUCUCUCUUCUGAUGGCCUUUCCACACUGGAAAAGUUAUAUGGGAAAUCAAUCACACUGGCAGAUAGGGAAAUGGUAGAGGAGAAAGCGGAUGAAAUUCUAUUAGAGGCUCGUGGCUUUGAUGUGGCUUUCCUUGUUGUUGGGGAUCCUUUUGGAGCAACAACACACACUGAUCUUGUUGUUCGAGCAAAGAAGAUGGGGGUUGAAGUCAAGGUGGUACACAAUGCAUCAGUGAUGAAUGCAGUCGGUGCAUGUGGGUUACAACUCUACUGCUAUGGAGAGACAGUUUCAAUACCAUUCUUUACAGAAACAUGGAGGCCUGAUAGCUUUUAUGAGAAGAUUCAAAGAAAUCGCAUGCUCGGAUUACACACGCUCUGCUUGCUAGAUAUACGAGUGAAGGAACCCUCACUGGAGUCUUUAUGCAGAGGAAGAAAGCAGUAUGAACCACCUAAAUACAUGACAAUAAACACUGCUAUUGAGCAGCUCUUGGAGGUGGAGCAAAUGCGUGGAGAAUCUGCAUACAGUGAAGAGACUGAUUGUGUUGGGUUUGCUCGGCUGGGAUCUGAGGAUCAGAUGAUAGUUGUAGGUACGAUGAGGCAACUGCAGACGGUUGAUUUUGGAACACCUCUGCAUUGCCUUGUCAUAGUAGGCAAGACCCAUCCGGUGGAAGAUGAAAUGCUGGACUUUUACAAACUUAAAGGAGAGAGUUUGGAACAGGUGGGUAAUAGGACUGUAUGAUUUUAUUUAUUUAUUUUUCUCAAAGAGGAAAUAAUAUUGAUAUUAUUUCUGUUUGAAACAAAAGUUUGCGUUUCUUGAAAUUAUAUGAAUUCCUGUGGAUUGAGUUAAAUGUUAUUUUUAUUUACCGAGAA